UAUAUAUAAAAUAUAAUUAAAUUAAAAUUACUAAAUAAUCAAAUAACAAAAAACGUGAUUUUUUUAUAAUCAACAAGUUUAAGAUAUAGUUUUAUACUAUAUAAAAAAAAUCAUCUGCAAAAUACAUCCAGUGAAAGUGUGCAACUUUCGAUUUAGACUCUGGCCAAAAAACAAAUUAAAUAAAAAGGAGUACGUACGAAAUUCUUCAUCUUUUUUCUUUUGUUUCACUGCAAUUUGGCAACUGUAAACAGGAGUUUUGUGUGCAACAUUUCAUAUUGUUUAAAUAAAAACCAAUUUCGAAAAGUCAAAACCGAAGAUAAUGCACCCAAAACGAAAGGCAUAUGAAUGGACAUCUUAACAUAAACUCAGAAAAGAUUUCAUCAUCUUGAAAAGCCACUAAUAAAAUAAAAUUAAACGUAGAAUUGGGAAUUAAUCUAAUACAUUUAACGAAGCAAACCACCCACCAACAGCAUCACAAGGAGAAACUCAAGAAAAAUGAUUUCGAUAAAAGUUCAUUGUAACAUAAUAUUUGGUUUUAUGGUCAUAUGCGACAACAUUGGCUGCCAUUGGGGCUGCUAAUGCUGCUGCAGAUGUGUUAUUGUUACUUCCAAUCGAAAUAAAAAAAUAAAACAAUAAGCCACGUUAACAACAGCAACAACAACGACGAUUUCCAGCUAAAAGAUAAAUGCUAAAUGAUAAUGAAUAAUGCAAUCGGCCACAUUGGAAACGUUACAUCAUCCAGCUUUAUCAAUACCAAUAGAUCUGUGCCAUAUUGGGAAUAUGCCGCCUUGCUACAACCACUGGCCGCGAACAUACCGAGAGCACAUAAUAUGGCUGCGCAACAGGCACACAAAGAACAACAUCCGCCAGAGCUGUUGCUGCAGCAAUCAAACUCACCCGCCUUCUCAAGAAACGACAAUCACAGCCAUGCAUCAGCGUCGUCUGCGGCAGAGACCACUCAAACGCCUGCGUCGCAAUUCUAUUCGAGUUUCAAUAUCUCAGAUGAUCUCUUUUACUACUUCAAUGGGUUCCUGGAGCGUGGAAACGCACCGGAAGUCUCCACCUCACCAACACCUGUUGAAACUAUCACCACACCCGCGGAAACCUUCAACGUCACGAGCAUACCUCAAGAGCCGGACUUUAGCGAGUUCCUCAGUGCAUUGCCCAAUGAUCGUGUCAGCCUGCUCUCCUUCCUAUUUCUCUUUUCCUUUGCCACUGUGUUCGGUAACUCGCUGGUCAUCUUGGCCGUCAUAAGGGAGCGUUAUCUCCACACAGCCACAAAUUAUUUUAUUACGAGUCUGGCGGUGGCUGAUUGUCUGGUUGGCUUGGUUGUGAUGCCUUUUUCUGCCCUUUACGAGGUGCUGGAGAAUACUUGGUUCUUUGGGACGGAUUGGUGUGAUAUUUGGCGCUCGUUGGAUGUUCUCUUCAGUACGGCUUCCAUACUCAAUCUCUGUGUAAUAUCGCUGGAUCGAUAUUGGGCCAUAACAGAUCCCUUCUCAUAUCCCAUGCGCAUGACCGUGAAAAGAGCUGCCGCUCUUAUUUGCGCGGUAUGGGUGUGUUCGAGUGCCAUCAGUUUCCCUGCGAUAGUGUGGUGGCGUGCAGCCCGUGAUGGCGAGAUGCCUGCCUACAAGUGUACCUUUACGGAGCACUUGGGAUAUCUGGUGUUCUCCUCCACAAUAUCCUUUUACCUGCCGUUACUCGUGAUGGUAUUUACGUAUUGUCGUAUCUAUAGGGCGGCCGUAAUACAAACUCGUUCACUGAAGAUCGGUACGAAACAGGUACUCAUGGCCUCCGGUGAACUACAGUUAACGUUACGUAUCCAUCGUGGAGGUACCACACGAGAACCCUCGACCAGCUCUCACCAUCAGGCGCUGCACGGUUCGCUGGGUGGGGCGCCGAGUGGCGGAUCUCAACAUCAUCCCCACUCACAUCACCAUCACCGCACUUCGCAUCAUAAUCAUAGUGCCGCGGGGACUACCACCUCAACGCCGGAGGAACCGGACGAUGAACCUCUAUCGGCAUUACAGAACAACGGUUUGGCUCGGCAUCGUCACAUGGGCGGCAAGAACUUCUCUUGGUCUCGCAAACUGGCAAAAUUUGCCAAAGAAAAGAAAGCUGCCAAAACGUUGGGCAUUGUCAUGGGUGUGUUUAUUGUUUGUUGGCUGCCAUUUUUCGUUGUAAAUUUGUUGUCGGGCUUUUGUAUGGAGUGCAUAGAACACGAAGAAAUUGUUUCAGCGGUUGUCACUUGGUUAGGCUGGAUUAAUUCCGGUAUGAAUCCUGUAAUUUAUGCAUGCUGGAGCAGAGAUUUUCGAAGAGCCUUUGUGCGUAUAUUGUGUGUAUGUUGUCCACGUAAAAUUCGGCGAAAAUAUCAACCAACGAUGCGUUCAAAAUCUCAGCUUAGCAGUUGCAGCUCUUGCAGUGGGAGUAGCAACUGCGGUAGAAAUAGUGUGGUUCACCAUCACCACCACCAUCACCCGCAUCAUCAUCAAGAACAACUGCAGCAACAACAGCAGCAGCAAUUUCAACGCGAACGUUCCUGUACACGAUGUCAAAGUUUUCAUCGUCACCACCACCGACAAAGGAGAAGAUCUUCAGGUGUUCAUUACACUGCAGCCACCAAUGUGAUGUCGAACACCACCAAGGCCAUAGUGACAGUAACACCACCCAUUACAGCCGGUGGUGCAUCACGUUUAUCUACGGCAACCACAACAUCCGUAUCGCCAACAUCUUUAACCAGUCUAUCAUUGGCAUCUCCCUGCAAUUUAAACAAUUCCAGCCACUUAAGCGGUGGUGCAACAACACCACUGCAUCCUGGUGCCAGUAAACAUUGCACAUUUGCCUUGACCCCUAUCACGAUUCCACCACCGCCAAACAAGGUGUCUUUCUUAUCAACCGCAAAAUUCCAUACGAAUUCAAUCAAUUCAAGUAGUGCAACAAUUGCAACCACUCCAACACUACCACAACCACCACCCAACAAUAUUGCUGCCACCGCAGCAGCAAUUUCUUCAAUUAUUACGCCUUCCACACCGCCGACACCUGCAAUUGUUGAUGAAGAUGAUACUGCCAUGGUCGGUUUAAUGAAUUCGCACAAUCAUCCGAAAUUGCAAAUGCGACCAAGUGUUACAAGUCAAAUUACUACAGUGGAAGAUGUUGAUGAAAUUUGUAAACUUCCCCUGGACGAUGAAUGCGUCGAUGCUGUCAUUCAUCAUCAACAUCGCUACUCCAGUCCAUCGUCCAAUUCCUCGUUAUCGUUAUCUUCGUCCGCUGUUAUGACACGUGAUAACAUUGUUCCUUAAGGUUAGUUAAUUAAAUGUUUUUAUUAUAUUUGCUAUUAAGUUUUAUUUAUUUUCGUUUUUUUAUAAGUUUCUUCCAAAACUAAGUAGUCUUCCAAAGAACAUAAUUAAAUGAAAUUAAGUUAUUAGCAUCGUUAUUUUGUUAUCUCGAAAAUUUCCAAAAUUUUUAAUUUUAAGUUUGUAUUUGUUAAAUCUUUCUGUGAUAAACAAUGAUAUCGUUGCAAAUGUCAUAUUUGUAAGACCUCUUUUGUGAGGUGUUUUAUAUAUUUCAUUCCUUCUUUGGACUAGAAUCAAACCGAAUUAUCUCAUUCAUGACAGAAUAAGCUUUCUUUCGUUAAGAAUAUCGAUUGCGAAGUGUAUUUAAAAAACAAGGUUGUUAUAUAUCAAAUCCUAUAGUUCGACACUAGCUCUUUGGUACUCUCUACUAAUUACAUGUAUUUAAGUAUUUAAAAUUAGAAAUUUCAAAAAAUACAAAUGAAAUUGGUUUUAAAAACAAUGCCGAAUUAUCAGAUUCAUAAUCGUAUAAGCUUUUUUGUACCGGUGAGAAAUUUUGUUAUCGUAAUUAAAUAUUAAAUACUAAACUUUAUUGUUCGAUAUCAUUCAUAACAAAAUCUGUUAUUGAUUCUUUUACUCCCACGUUGCUUCACACACAUUUUUACUUUUAUUAAUUUAUUUACCAAAGUUUAGUCAGCCUGAACAAAUAAUUGUUAUACACGUGUGGUAGCGGAAUUUAAUUAUCACAGCAACAAUAGAAAAAGCUAAGAAAAAAGAGUGUGCUAUUGUUAUAAUUUAUUGUAUUUAAUUAUGUAGGUUUGUUUUUUUACAUAAUUAGUUAUAUUUAUAUUGUUAAAUCUUGUAAUAAUCUGGUACCUGCUAUUUAUCACAACAACAAAAGAAACCAAAAAAACAAUUAGAACAGAAAAUAAAACAUAAUCACACUUUAAUGUGAAUUAAUACAUAUUAAUCAUUAAAAUGCAUAAAAUAUAUAAAAAAAAACAACCAACAAUCAAACACACAUUAUUCACUCUUACAAAAAAGUUCAAAUUUAAACAGAUUGUAAAAUGUUCCUUUAAUUAUUUUUUUAUAUUUAAAUAAAAUAACUAAAUAAUAAAUACUCUAUAAAUAAAUGUAUAUUGAAAAUCACUAACAUACACACAGCUAAACCUCAUAUGCAUGUGUGUUAAUAUGCAUAUGUAUGUAUUUGUAUUAAAUAACUAUCAUAAGGAUUAAGUAACAGUAUAAGUAGAUUGUAAUAAAUAGAGACGUAUAUGUAUGUGUAAUUCACAUUAUAUUAUGAUAAAUUUUGUAUUAUAUAAUUUACAUACAUUUACACAAUCGUUUAUUCUCUCAUCUCUCCACAUGAAUUAUUCCGUAUACAUUGGUUGUGUGUUGGUGUUAGCGUACAUGUGUGGAGAAAAAGUUUAACUUUGGAUCCAUAAUGAAGUCAAAAGUUACCCAUAAGGUUAAAAGUAGAGUGCAUAUAUUCAAAACAAACACAAACACUUGCCAAAAAGGGCAAUCUGAAGAGUCCUUUUAAAAUACUUAUUCCUUAUUUUUGUUUAGAACUUCCAUAAUAUUAAUUCGUUUUACGAAUGUCGUUGGUUUGUCGUGACUUUGUCGAAAGUUAAGUUAUAAAUUAUGAUAUCAACGCGCAACUAGGUCCUGGCUAGUCAAUGAACUACCCAGGAGGCUUGUCCAUACAUUAGUAAGUAGACUAGUCCCUAAACCAGUUAAUGGAGAGGUCAAUGGACUAGUCUGUAGACUUAUCCCUCUACAUAUACUAGUACUUAGAAUGGUCAAUAGACUUGUUAAUAGACUAGCCCAUAGACUAGUCAGUAGAAGAGUCAAUGGACUAAUCAAUAAUUCAUAGACUAGUAAGUAAACUUUUUAAUAUAUACUAGUCCAUAGAAUAUUCUAUAGACCAGUCAAUAGACUACUUCACAGACUUGUUAGUAGUCUUGUCCAUAGAGCAUAUACAAUUUAAUAGACUAGUCUAUAUACUAGUCCACAUGCUAGUACAUAAACUGCUCCACUCAAUAGACCAUAGACAAGUAAAUAGACUUCUCAACAAACAUAACAAUAGGUAAAUCCAUUAAAGAGCCCUUCACACUUUACGUACGACAAGUCUAAUGAAAAAGUAAAAUGAAAUUCCAUCCGUAUGACAAAAAAGAGAAUAAAAGUCGUAUGAUUUAUAUCUUUCGUGUUUACACGAUUGGCAUAAAACAAU
This is a messenger RNA of Lucilia sericata (common green bottle fly), 5520 nucleotides long. It is a transcript of the gene Dop1R2, whose product is annotated as dopamine receptor 2. Bases 693 to 3296 code for a protein of 867 amino acids. The transcript has 6 exons. Lineage: Eukaryota; Metazoa; Arthropoda; Insecta; Diptera; Calliphoridae. Gene Ontology annotation, cellular component: membrane. The record is from RefSeq and is a predicted model, not a curated record. Gene Ontology annotation, molecular function: adrenergic receptor activity. Gene Ontology annotation, biological process: adenylate cyclase-activating adrenergic receptor signaling pathway.